Messenger RNA from Linum trigynum, 3185 nucleotides. The record is from the annotation of a GenBank genome assembly. Lineage: Eukaryota; Viridiplantae; Streptophyta; Magnoliopsida; Malpighiales; Linaceae.
UCGCAACUUCCAAACGACCCCUGAGUGAAUUACGAAGACCAAGAUUGCGGACCGGGUACGAAUCAAAGGUUGCCAAUGGUUUCGGCCCGAAUCCAUGUUUGGGGCCUCCACGAGAUACGAAGAUCAAUCCAAAACUGCGCUUCCCAGAAACAAAUAAACUUUCUGUCUGUCGGCCAGCCUCUCAGAGAAUCGAUUUUGAAGAUUUGUUCCUUCUCCCAUUUAGCCAUUCUCUUGCACUUCAUCAGUGCCUUGAACUGAAGUGCUCAAUCCCGCCAUCCCAUCUAGGCGCUUCGCUCCUCUACUAUUACCAUCCAAUUGGCUCUCGGAAGCCCUUGGUUUGAAAAUAUCGGCGCCGGGGACGCCUGGAAUCUCCGACUACACGCGCAUAUAGCCGCUGCGGAUUGCGACUGUCGAAGAGGAGCGUAGGAGAACUACACCUCGUCGGGCAGGCUACUCCAGCAGCAGCAGACUUGGUUCUAUGGCGUCGUCUACGGUUAGCUUCUGUAUAUCGUCUCUGUUUCGAUGGUGUCUAAUUGUUAUUGUUUAUUAGAAUGGAAAGGAAAAAGUCUUGCAUAGAAAUCAAAUCAGAAUGUUAGGAUGGAGAUGGAGCCUUUUCUUUCAGUCUGAGUCAUAUACAAAACCAAAUGCCGUCGUCCCAAGUCCCAUUUCAAUUUCUCUGUUUCUUGUUGGCCAAGUGCCGGAUUUUCUGAUUUGAUACUUCUUCUAAUUAUGAAGAGAUUGUUGUCUAGGCGGGUUACUUUUGUGGUGGAAAAUAUGGGAAUUUGGGUGUUGAUACUCUGUUAGCAGGAAUGAAAUUAGUUGUUUAGUGGCUGGAAAUCUUAAUAUUUAGAAACUUAUUUAAGGACUAGUGAGUGGAAACAGUGGCUUUGGAGGAGAUAGAAUCAAGUGAUGCAGAAAGUUUGAUAUUGUUACCAUGUCCUUUUUUUACAUUUUCAUCUAGACGAGCUGGUAAAAUAUCAGAACGAUUGGAUUCCUGGAAGAGAUGAAUCUGGCAUGAUCAUUUGUAGAUGAUCACAACGGUGUGUGUUUCUUGCAGGGAACUUCUUCCUUUCCUGCUCAUUCCGUUGUCAAUGAACGGAGAGAUGAUGAAAGAGUGGACUCAGAGUAGGAGAAGGAAGUUAAUUUAGUAGUUCCUCCUAGGUCUGUUGCCAGUCAGCAUUCCCCUAGAGCUGGUUGUUGCCAAGACUUGGCUAUGCAGCGAGACGACGAGAGUGAGUGCGAUAAGCUGAAUUCUGAUAUGCGUUCAAUCCAUGCAGCGUAUACUGAAGUUGAUGCUAAAGUUGGAGCUGAAGAUUUUGGUACUAGUACCUGUAACUUUGAAGAAGACUUUCUGAAAUUUAAAAAAGCUCCCACAGUAGCGAUGGGGUAUGCCAAUGACUCCCGUAGUGCAAACCAAAAUGGUGCUACUGCCGCUGCUGGUUUUGACUUGCGACGUUUGGACUCGGGAUGUAGUAGUAGCUCUGAUUUUGCAGAUGACCUUGACCAUAUUGUACUGAAAGAACGGCAAAGAAUGCUGCUCCUGUCAAGGAAUAUGCUGAAGCCUGUAAUGAUAUCCGCAGAGGGAUCUGCUAUGGUUGUAAAUUCACUUGACGGGUUGGGCUGUGCACCUGCCAGCGCAAGUAAUACUCCUAGCUCAAAUCCUUUGGAUUCAGUCAUAGUCAAGUCGGAACCAUUGGAUCAUAUUCAAGUAACCAAGCCAGAUUUGACUUCCUUGGACAUGUUUCCUCUGAAAAGUGAACUGGACAGCCCCAAAGGACCUCAUGGGGACGACUUGGACUUGGACCACAUGCAAUUACAAGACAGGAUGAAGCUCCAAGCUGCAAAUGGUAAUUCUACAUCAAAACCCUCUGGGUAUUUCAGUACCUCCAGGAAAGCAAUUCGAUCAGAAUCAGGUGAUCAUCCUUUGCCUACAGAAGCUCCAGACCCAAUAAAGAUCAAUCGUAUGCGUAAGCGAAAGAAAACAGCCACGGACUCUGUUGAGACAGCUCUUGAGGAAGAUGCUCCAGGACUUCUAAAAGUACUUGUUGAACAAGGAGUAUCGGUUGAAGAAAUGAAGCUUUAUGGAGUGGCCGAUGGUGAUGAUGAACCCAUCGAUGAAUCAUUCAUUGAAGAUGGGUUUGCAGAUCUUGAAGAUGUUAUGACAAAGCUGUUUUUCCAGCGGAACUUCCUGCUAAAGCUUGCUCCAAUACGUGCUGCAAACCUUGCAAAGCCCAGUUAUUGCUUAUCAUGCUUAUUCUCUCUUGUGGAGCAGGCUAGGUAUCUUCAGUUCCGUGAUUGGCCUGCUCAAUGGGGCUGGUGCAGAGAUCUCCAAUCAUUCAUAUUCGUCUUUGAGAGGCAUAAUAGGAUAGUGCUUGAGCGUCCUGAGUAUGGUUAUGCGACAUAUUUCUUUGAGCUGGUGGAUUCACGGCCAAUCCAGUGGCAGAUCAAGCGCUUAGUAACUGCAAUGAAACUCACUGGGUGUGGAAGAAUUACGCUAAUUGAGAACAAACCCUUAAAGGUUGGAGAAGACUUGAGUGAGGGGGAAGCGAAGGUGCUAAUGCAGUAUGGUUGGACACCGAAUACCGGGUUAGGAACGAUGCUGAACUACUGCGAUAGGGUAGUCCACGACAGGAAGAGCGAGAAGGAGAGGUUGGAGUGGAGGUCCAAAAUAGGGAAGCUGUUGAUGGAUGGAUACAAUGGGGGAACUGUCGUCUCUGCUAUUAUGGAAUCGGCCACAGACUGGAACAGUGGUGAGUUUACUGAGGUUAAGACAGAGUUGUGAUGAGCUUUUUAAUAUUGCGGUCUGUCCCAACCGGGCUGGUUGAUCGAAUCAAUCUAAGUCAUUGUGCAGUCUGUUUAUUUGAGAUGUAAAAUUUGAGUAGAAGCUGAUAUUAACGUGGAAGGAAAGAAAAGAGAACAUAGUUGAAUGUUACUAAAAAAUUAUGGCUUCAGAUCAGGUCAGCAACUUUAGUAUAAGUAACGGUGAGUAAUCUAUACACAUCAUCGUGACAUUAGCAUCCUCUAUUUUAUGGAAAGUCUUUAAUAUUUUUCUCUUUAAUAUUUAACGGAUGAUUUCUCUCUCGUUUUAGAUCGGAAUUUAAAUUUUUUCACAAAUUAAUUGUGCUCUUCAAAAUGAUAUCAACUUUGAUAUAUUUUAAGGAAAAAAAUUAAGACAUUUUUUACGA